GGCCGCCCCGACUCCGGUGCCGCGGGGGGCACGGGGACGCUCUGCGCAUGCGCCCCGUCGCCGCGGGGCCCACCGGCUCGGGCCCGCCGUGCGGGGGCUCUCUGUGGCGCAUGCGCGCUGUGCGGCGGCGGGCGCGGGGGGGUGUCCGGCCCGAGGCGCUCGCUCCUCUGCGGAGGCGGCGGUAGCACCGGUAGCGGGACCGCACGCGGGGAGCUCGUCCGUCGGCGACAGCGGCUGGGGGAACGGGCCGCCCCCGGCAUGGGGCGCUGCUGGGGCCGCCCCCCUCGCCGGGCCCGGCGCGCCCCCGGACUCCGCUUGCGGCGCCGCCCGCGGGGCCUGUAGGGGCGGCCGCGCCGCGCCUGACCAGGGGGAGCGGCGGCAUGAGGAGCCGCUGCGGCCGCCGGCAGUGAAUGGGCGUCGCGGCGGAGCGGGAGGAGCCGGAGCCGCCGCCGCCGCUGCCGCGAUGGCUCAGGAGAAAAUGGAGCUGGACCUGGAGCUGCCGCCGGGGAGCGCCGCGGCCCCGAGCGACGGGGGCGGCCUGAGGAGAUCGAACAGCGCCCCCCUCAUCCACGGGCUCAGUGAUAAUUCACAGGUGUUCCAGGCUAACGUUUUGCGAACCCGCAGGAACAGUACCACAGUUAUGAAUCGUCAUAGUCUGUUUGUGCCAUCAUCUCCUAUCCGUAUUCCUAGCAGCCGCCUUCAUCAAAUCAAACAGGAAGAAGGAAUGAAUUUGAUGAACAGGGAAACAGUACAUGAAAGAGAAGUGCAAGUAGCAAUGCAGAUGAGCCACUCUUGGGAGGAGAGCUUGAGCCUGAGCGACAAUGAUUUUGAAAAAUCAUCCUCACCAAAGCAAGUAGACUUUGUCCCAGUUUCUCCAGCUCCUUCACCUACCAGAGGAAUAGGGAAGCAAUGUUUCUCGCCAUCUUUGCAAAGUUUGGUGAGUAGCAGUGGAUUACCUCCAAGUCCUAGCCCAAGCCCAACACGGCGAUUUUCAAGCAGGAGAAGCCAGAGUCCCAUUAACUGCAUUCGACCAAGUGUUCUUGGGUCAAUGAAAAGGAAAGGUGUGACGGAGAUAGAAGAUCAUCCAAAAAGAUUAUUCCAAGGAUCCACCAACAUGCUCACCCCUGAAGUCUCACAUCAGGCAGACCUUGGGGGAUGUCUGUCACAUGCUCUUGAUGACAACAGAAGCAGUGCAGGCUCUUCCUGUGACUCACCAGCUGAAGUUGGCACCAACACAGGCUCUCCGGUCUCGCUUUCUGACUCCAGAUCUCCUUUUUUACCAGUAGAUCUUACAGCUAAGUUACCUAUUGAUUGAGAAGGAGAAUUCUGCUAGUGGACACCAAGAAACAGGCUGGAUAUCAAGACGACUUUGUUGUGUGUAACUGAUUCUGUUCCUCAUAGGAACUUCCAGAAAUGUCGUUAUUUCUAGAAAACUUCCAGAAUAGUUCCUUGAGGAGGAAUUUGUGUUUCUAGUGAUUUGUAUGACAUUUACUAAAAUACAGUAAGCAUUUGAAUUGCAAACAUAUUUGAUGCUAACAUCAGUAAGCAAGCUGUUGAUUUCCAACGGGUAUCAUCUUGUUGGCCUAAGUUACAAAUACCGCAUGUGUGUUCUGCUUGUGGAAGACUUGGCUUUCCACCAGCCAGCGGGCAGUGUCCUCACUAACAUAAAUUGGUGCUUAUGUAGUAACAGAUAACUUUCACAUUUGUCCUCAGUCUGAAACCAAUGAAGCAGCUUACCAAUUUGUUUUUAUUCUCUGAGUAUUAGAUAUUUAUAUUUUUUGUUCUUCAUCUAGAAGAGGGAAUAUUAGGGGGGGAUCAGUUCUUGUGUUCUGUUAUGAUUGGCUGUUAAUCAAUUCUGUGUUCUAAUAGACAUCAAAAGAAGAAGUUGGUGAAUUGUCAACUUAAACUUAUAUGUUGGAUUUUAGUCAUGAUCAUGACUGCUGUUGUGACUAAAUCCAAAUUAGGCGUGGAACAUUCUUCUGGGGUUUUGUAUUUUUUUUUUCUUCCCCAUUUAGAUCAUGUAUUAGAGUGGUAGAUGCUCUGUUAAAGGUCUUUUAAUAGUGAAAAAUAGUAAUAAUGUUUGGAACAAAACAUUAAAUCCUGAGGUUUUAGUAUUUAGUACUUAAGUGCAUUAUUUUAACAGACAGUAUUUGUUGGACAAAUACAGUGAGGAAUCUUGAAUGCUUUCUACAGGGUGAGGCAAUCAAACAUGUUUAAUCUGUGUUUAAUCUCCUGAUGUCAUUUCCUCAAAUAAUGGCAUCGAGUUAUUUCUGCUGUUGAAAACUUCACAUGCUGAUUGGAAGCCUAGAAUUUGGUCCUCUGAGCUGUUUCAGGAUUCUUGUACUAUAUUUGAAAAGUCAGUGAGUUGAGGCAUCCUGAUCUCAACUCUGAGAUUCCCCAGACAGGAGGGAAGAUAUGCAAACCCCACCAUUGACAGCAGUUUCAGAUUUUCCAGGGGCAACCUCAUGUUGGUUGUUGGCUCCUGUUAUGCAAUUGGACUUCCCCAGCUGGGUCCCUGUUGGCACAUGUGCACGUGUCUGUACUGUGGGGUUUCAAGCCCCCUCUCCAGAGAGGUUAAUGACGAAGCAAAAUGUUUUAUUUUUAAACACUAAGUCUUUGUAACAUGUAAUAAAGUGAACGAAGUAUGGAAACUUCCUCAUGCAGGAGAAAAGCCCACUCUGGACUCUGCUGUGAAAAAUUCAUGUGGAUGAAACUAUGACUGACAGCAGCCAUCAAAAGUAGAAAUGGACGACUUGAAGUGCGAAGAGCUGGUGACCUGCGGACCAACGACCAGUUUCUGUAAUCCUUAUUGUAGAAAGAAAAUAGAAUCUAUUUAAUAGUUUUACUCGGUUCAAGUAAGAUAUGACAUGGUUUACUUGGGACUUCAUUCCUCUUAAAUUAUUGUAAUAAUCAACUUGUGGUUCCUUUUUUUCUUUUUUUUUAAUUCAGACUGCCCUUCAUCCCUGUGGCAGAUGGACAAGCUUGUGUUUAAUGUCUGUUUGCUCUAAUAGGCAUGGUUUCGUUUUGCAAUUUCAAGUAUGCGCCAAAGAGUUGCUGUGCGUUCACUCUUUUGUGGUGAGGGCAAGACUUUUGGGGGUUUUGUUUGUGGUGUUUCUGGUUUGUUUUUUUUUUUUUUAAAUCUUGGUUAUUUCUUAAGAAUAAGAAUCUCUUCCGGUCUUUUUUAAAGUAGAAGGGUUUAAUAGUUGCGUGUGGGUCAACUUGUCUCUUUUCUGUUUAAUAUUUAUGCUAUUUUUCAAAUAAGUGCCAAUAAAUGGAAAAGUAAAUGUGUUUUGCUGUUUCUGCACUUUGUUAGAGAGGUAACCAUAACCAUAUUCUUGUUUUAAUCUGUGACUGAAUGUUUUUCUUUUUAAAUCAGAAUAUCUCUUGUGACCCACUUCUACCCAGUCUAGUUUACAUUUAAGUUGGCCCUAAAAUCUGCAGCACCCUUUUCUGCUUUCCUAGUGCAAUGCUAUCCUAAUGUUCUGUGACAGCUCUAGGAAAACCAAAGAAUAAAAUGAAACAUUUUCAAAAGAUGUUAAUAGCUAAAUGUGUCCCUAGUUUAUACUUAGAGGAAGUCGUGGUGAAAUAGUUUGGAAGAUAGAUGUUACAGCUGGCUGGUGGACAGUACUGAGGCUCUUACCUCUUGGGAAGAAGUGUGGAUUCUUUGUGGUUUGCCUUAAUAGGGCAAUUGAUGGUGUUGGAGGAGAGAGAAAUAGUUAUUUAUCUGCAGUCGUUCCUUUCCCUGAUUUUGCAAAAGAGAAAUUACUUUGAACUUGUGGAAGAAGGCGUCUCAAUUUUUUUGUCCAUCCCUGUCAUCAAGAAGAUGCAGUUUUGUGCCCUGGGGUCAGGAGGCAUGGAUAGUUUCUUUUUCCCACCAAAAUGAAAGAUGAAAUUUUGGAAUCAAAUUAUCCUGCAAAAUAUGUAUCUGGAUUCAGGGAAUUAGGGUGUUAUAAAAUUCACAUAAUUUCAGCCCUGUAUGCACAUAGUAGUAACUCAGGCUGUUGGUAUUACCUCUAUUUUACUAAUUCCCCAUUUACUCAUGAAUAAUGAAUAUUGAAGCUUUGCUUGAUUAAAUGUCGUGGUUACAGGACUAUUAGGUAUGGCAUUCCUUCACUGGUCUGAGUUUGUUCCAAGUGUCUAUGCCUUUGUCUUCCUCCGAGAAGAAAUGGGCAGCUUUCUUGUCUCAAGCCAUAUUGGAAGUAUUAUGAUCAUAUAUAUAUAUUUAAAAGCCUAAUACAGAAGUCUACAUUAUUAUAUGUAAACUUUUUUUUACUCUGCAGCUCUUUUGGGGCAUACAGCUGUUUGUUUCUCUCCGGGGUUCUACCACUCUGUGCCAAAGUCAUGCUUCUGAUCAGCACUUGGUCUGGUUGAAAAGUAUCCUGUAGGAUUUGUUGGCAGUGAAAUCGGGUCUUGGGCCAGUGUGUCUUCCUUGACAACUGAUGGAUGUUUUUCUUCCUUCCACCUUCUCCAGAAUGACAUAGUUGCUGAGGGAACAUUGAUAACUGUGCCAGUGCUCAGGGGGACUUUAUUUUUGGAGUGAGCACUUCAGUGGUUACUGCAUUUAGCAGAGGAAUAGAUACUUCACACUAGGAGAGGUACAAAUGCCAGGAAAAAUGAGCCUGUGCAUCAGCGCGAUUAACUUGCUGGGGUCUCCUUCAUGUUGUCAGCAAGCCAGUUGAUCUGAAUACUCAACUGAACAGCUGCCCACGGUCCUCCUGAGAUUAGUACGAGAACUUAAUCCUAACUUCGUUCUUUUCACCUUUCUUCAGAGAACUUGAGUGUAAAUGGUCACCAACCUGUACAAACAAAACAGAUCUCCAAAAUCUUGUAUUGGUGAGACUGAGAUAUUUUGAUUUAUAAAUGUGUAUCAUGGUUCUAAGACUAGGGCUGUAUUUGUGAGUCCGGCCCUGCUAUUGUGAGAAGAUUUGCUAGUGAAGUGACUAAAGGCAGUGACCUCUGGAGCUCCAUCAGCUAGUUUCCAGCUGGAGAACAGCUUGUGCGUUUCUCAGCAGUAGUAUUUCAGAAAUGUUCACUUUAUGCUGUUGUGUUCUUGCAUAUGUUGGAGUCGUAACUCAUUUACUUAAAAUAGAGAGCUUCAGGAGUCGUAAUUAAAAUGUGUGAGCUCUUCAUAUCCUGUUUUAAGCAACCUUUCUCAUCACCAACUGGCAGAUGGAGUUUAAGUUGAUCCCUCUUCUCCUGGAAGUACCGAAUUAAAAUAUUUGUAAACGUAAUUGAAUGUUUACAGCUACAGUACAGCAAUUAAAAUCCAAAGAGGAGCACUUGGCUUGCAAAAGUCCUUUUUAAUAACUGGAUGCAAAAAUUGUCAGCUCACAUUUUGAUUUGGUCUCUGUUUCCCAAGGAUAUGUCCAGGCUGACUUUGUUUUACCUGUAACAGCAGAGUUUCUCUGUAUUACCAAAUAUGUGGGGGUUUUGAAACAGAGCAUCCUUGUUUGAUCUCUGUAUCCACACAAUGAACUUGAGCCCAGCUGAGAGCCAGCCUAGGUCUUGCUCAGGAGAUGCCUUUCCCCUGUCACAGUGGACCCCACGCAGACAGCUGCACUACCCUGCUGGGGUUUUAUGGUAGAAGCAAGAGAGAGGCAGGGGAAAAAAAUAAAAAACUGAAGGAAAAUAACCUUAACCUUGUUGGACUUUCAGUAGCUGGCUUGGGAACAGAAAUUUCAGAGGGGGAGGAGUCAAGUGCAUUUAAACAAAAAACAAAGACGGUUUUGUUGUGCCUUCAUGCUGGUUCCCCUCUGUCUCUCAAGGAACUGGUGGGACUUCCCCAAUCCCAUGAAGAUUCCUCAGACAAAUCUGGCAUUUAUCAAAUUUAAAAUUCUUCUGAUAGCUUAGGUUUUUCUUUUGCUUGCUUCGUAAGAGCCUUGGAAAAUGGUUGUUAUUUAAGACUUCCUGCCAUGAUUAAUAAUGGCAUGUAAAUGUUUAGAAUUUUGCUGGAUGUCAGCUUAAGUAGGAAGAGCUGCUCAAGUGGGAGCAGUUUUCCCUGCAGGUACUAAUCUUUGGAAAUGCGGUUCUCACAAUUACCUUUUCCCCUUGUGUGGAGACAAAUCAAAAGCAUGAUGUGCAUAUCAUGCCUUGGUUUUUGUGGCACAGGAAUGGUGUACUGUGGUGUCUUUCAAGCCAGCUCCAGUCAGGCUGUGUGGCGCUGAAAUCGCUGCAAGAAACUCCCUGCUAAAAAUAAAUCAAGACCCUUCCAUUUUAAGUGUGUUUACUUUAGCAGUUGGUCUCGAUUUUGGAGAUUCCUGGCAGAUUCCUGAGGGAAAGGCGCUGAUGGAUUUGGCGAUGCUGAUGGAACACAGGAUUCCAGAGCCUGGCUGCAGAGUUGUGUCUGUCUCUUGAUGGUGGCUUCUUGUUUGUCAAAGCAUAUACUCAUCUAAUGCCUUGAUGUUUGUACCUCAAGCCACCUAGAGUACCUGCAGUUUCCUAGAGAAGAAUGCUCUUGUUAUUGUAAACUGUAUUUUGUUAUUGUAAAUUGUAUUAUUAAUUCCUCUUUUUUUAAACUAUAAACAUGGAUUUGAGUUCCAUUACAAACCCUUGGUUCUUUUA
This is a messenger RNA of Grus americana (Whooping crane), 6561 nucleotides long. Its product is annotated as P2R1A-PPP2R2A-interacting phosphatase regulator 1-like. Gene Ontology annotation, molecular function: protein serine/threonine phosphatase inhibitor activity. Gene Ontology annotation, biological process: mitotic G2/M transition checkpoint. The record is from RefSeq and is a predicted model, not a curated record. The transcript has 10 exons. Gene Ontology annotation, cellular component: cytoplasm; nucleus. The coding region runs from base 464 to 1315 and encodes 283 amino acids. Lineage: Eukaryota; Metazoa; Chordata; Aves; Gruiformes; Gruidae.